AUGAACCAAUACCUCCACAUUCUACCAUCAUUUGCCAGCACUCAACGCGAUGGACAGCAGCAGCCCGCCCCGAAGCAGACCUGCUCCCCCGGCGCAUUGCCCACCCACCGUCUCUCGAAGCUCAUAAGAGGAGCCAACGGCUAUCUCUGUCCUUCCCAGGAUGCGAAGACCAGCCUCGAGACGGACGAGGCCCGCAAAGUCGAGGACCGCAAACACAUCCUGGCCUUGCGCAUGAAGAAUGCGACUUCAGCGUCACAAUGGACCUCGGCAGCCCAGGAACUCGAUCUACUCGAAGGGAAUCACGUCUGGAAAUCCGAGGAGAAUGGCGUCGACGGCAUCUACCGGCCCGACGUCGUCCGCGAAAGAAUCCGCGAACUCGACGACGCUCGCACCGCCUGUGAUAUCCGGCGGAUGCUCCAUCUCGUGAGGACUGCUCUGUCGCGUGAGCUCGGUGGCCUCGGCAACAUCGACCUAUACAAGCAUACAUACUUGGGAACAAAGGACCUGAUUGAGCAAUACGUACAAUCUGCAGUAAAAACCAUCGAGGAUCUCGUAGAGAAGAGUGGAUAUCCCGGCGCAUUACCCGACGACUUGGACCACAAUGAUAUCCUCGAAGCUCUGGUCCAGACUCGACAAAGCUAUGGCAGGUCGGCCCUGCUCCUGAGUGGGGGCGGCACCUUUGGAAUGAUGCACGCCGGCGUUCUGAAGGCCAUAUUCGAGGCGGAUCUCCUUCCCCGCAUCAUAUCUGGAGCCUCCGCUGGCUCCAUUGUUUGCGCCGUCUUCUGCACCAGGACGGCGGAUGAGGUGCCCGAAGUCAUCAGGCAGUUCCCCUACGGCGACCUCGCUGUGUUUGAAGAAGAGGGCAGGGAGGAGACUGUUCUUGAUCACGUCAAAAGGCUGCUCACCGAGGGCUCAUGGUCGGACAUCAAGCAUUUGAAGCGGGUGAUGAGAGGGCUGCUGGGCGACAUGACGUUCCAGGAAGCCUACAACCGGACCAGAAAGAUUUGCAACAUCUCGGUUUCCACCGAGUCAAUCUACGAACUCCCGCGACUCUUGAAUUACAUCACUGCGCCCAACGUUAUGAUCUGGUCAGCGGUGGCCGCUUCUUGCUCGGUGCCCUUCAUCUUCAGCGGUGCUACGCUCCUUGUCAAAGAUCCGCAGACUGGCGAGCAUAUGCCGUGGAACCCGAGCCCUCAGCGAUGGGUUGAUGGCUCUGUGGAUAAUGACUUGCCGAUGACGAGACUGGCGGAGAUGUUCAAUGUCAACCACUUUAUCGUGUCGCAGGUCAACCCCCAUGUCGUCCCCUUCCUGGCCAAAGACGACAGGCUUUAUUCAGAACACGACGACUCCCGACCCGAGCUGUUUGGCACGUCCCACAACUCCAAUCUGACGACCACGCUCACGACAUUAGCCAAAGACGAGGUCCUGCACAGGCUUCAAUUCCUGGCCGAGUUGGGAAUCUUCCCCACAGCCGUCACCAAACUCAGGAGCGUCCUGAGCCAGAAAUACUCCGGCGACAUCACGAUCUUGCCUGAGUUCAGUGUGCAAGAUCUCCCACGCAUCCUGAAGAAUCCGUCGGUCGACUUCAUGGAGCGAGCCACUCUGGCGGGCGAGCGGGCCACAUGGCCGAAACUCAGCCGGAUAAGGGAUCGCUGUACGGUAGAAUUGGCCAUUGAUCGAUCCAUACAGGUCCUUAGGGCACGGUGUAUCUUCAGCCAGAGCCAGGUGAACUUGCGCAGACUUGUGACUGGGGUGGAAAGACUGGGUCUUAAGACGUCUUUUGCUCACGGUCUGCACACCGCUGUCUCGACCGGGCCGGUCACUGCUGGCCCUAAUUCACAGUCUUCUCCUAUGUCAGAAAAAGGCAGGCUCCGACACCAGCGCCGAGGCUCGGGGAGCAGCAUUCCUUCCAUGCUCGUGAGGCACCGAAGGCACCUCGCUGAGAUGGAAAAUGCAAUCACGGAUGACGACACAGACGCCGAGGAGCGCCUAGAACUCAGCAGGAGGCGGAGCGGUACUGGACUGUCCUCGUCUGGACGGAGGGAAAGCGCCAACAAGCCUAGAUUCAAGAAGUCGCUGAAAGGGCUUGGAGUCUCUCUGUCCAACCUGGGGCCCAUGACCAGCCCGAUUCCUGCCUAUGUCAGUGGCACAGAAAACGAGGGAAGCGAGUUCGAUUUCUCGAAGCCCUUAGAACCACCGAAGACGUCUGUUCCAGCACUAGACCUAUUGGCCACACCUCCUCAGGCCCCUACGCGUCUUCUCAGGUCUCCAAUCACAUUCUCCCGAUCUUCGCCUCACUUAACGUCGUGGCCCUCGCCUCGACUAGAUAUCGCGUCGCCCACAACCGGCGACCUUUAUACCUCAGACCUUCACACCAGCGACGGGGAUGUCGACUCAACAGCGGAAGAUAGCACAUCGGACCCUGACCCGUACACACAGGCAUGGCUUCCAGACGAUGAGGACACGCCGCGCAAAGAGGACCGCCCUGUUGAUAUCGAGAUAACGGUCGAACAGGCUGAUGCCUCCGACGUCGUAGCAGAAGGCUCGCCGUCCGCUGCGGCUCUUGCAGAUGAUGAGCAAGACACGACAGACGGCGGAGAUGGCCUGUGGGAUUGA
This is a messenger RNA of Diaporthe amygdali, 2616 nucleotides long. RefSeq names its product patatin-like phospholipase. Gene Ontology annotation, biological process: lipid metabolic process. The coding region runs from base 1 to 2616 and encodes 871 amino acids. The transcript is spliced from 2 exons. Gene Ontology annotation, molecular function: triacylglycerol lipase activity. Lineage: Eukaryota; Fungi; Ascomycota; Sordariomycetes; Diaporthales; Diaporthaceae. The record is from RefSeq and is a predicted model, not a curated record.